Messenger RNA from Enterobius vermicularis (human pinworm), 3273 nucleotides. The record is from the annotation of a GenBank genome assembly. Lineage: Eukaryota; Metazoa; Nematoda; Chromadorea; Rhabditida; Oxyuridae.
AUGGCUGCGAAGGAACGUCGAAAGGUUGCUGAACUGCUAGAGAUUGAGAAGGAGGUUCAGCGUUUGUGGGAGGAACGCAGAAUUUUUGAAUGCGACGCUCCGGAUGAGAGUGCGACGCCAAAGUUUAUGACUACAUUUCCUUAUCCUUACAUGAAUGGUCGCCUACAUCUAGGACACACAUUUACCUUGUCCAAGUGCGAGUUUGCAGUUGGAUUUCAACGCCUUCAGGGGAAAAAAUGUCUUUUUCCAUUUGGAUUUCAUUGCACUGGAAUGCCCAUAAGAGCUUGUGCGGAUAAAUUAAAACGAGAAAUUGCACUUUACGGUUCUCCACCUGUUUUUCCAGCAACGGAAAGUGAGCCGGUGGAGAAAAGAGAAAUCACUGCGGAUGAAGUGAUUAAAGAUAAAAGCAAGAGCAAAAAGAGUAAAGCGGUGGCGAAAGGAGGGACUGCAAAGUAUCAAUGGCAAAUAAUGCGAUCGCAGGGUCUUAAAGAUGAGGAAAUAGCUGAUUUUGCAGAUACCAGAUAUUGGCUUAAAUAUUUUCCUCAGCACUGUAUAGCUGACCUUAAACAAAUGGGAUUGAAGGUUGAUUGGCGAAGAUCGUUUUUAACUACAGACGUCAACCCGUACUAUGAUUCUUUUGUCUGCUGGCAGUUCCGAAAAUUAAGGGAAGCGAAGAAAAUAGAGUUUGGAAAAAGGUAUACAAUCUACUCACCUAAAGAUGGGCAGCCGUGUAUGGAUCAUGAUCGUUCUAGCGGCGAAGGUGUUUCAGCACAGGAAUUCACUCUUAUCAAGAUGAAGGUCCUUGAUCCGAAGCCGAAAGUUUUGAUGAAUAUUGAUAGACCAAUUUAUUUGGUUGCUGCUACAUUGCGACCAGAAACAAUGUAUGGUCAGACUAACUGUUAUGUUCACCCGGAUAUAUUGUAUUCUGCAUUUUUUGCCAAGCAAGAUGAAAGUGAAGUCUUCAUUGCAACAGAGCGAGCAGCACGUAAUAUGAGUUUCCAGGGAUUAACAGCCGUUAAUGGCGUAAUUCAUUUUGUCGAUGGAUUGGAGAAAGUACCUGGGAAAGAAAUUUUAGGAGCAAAGUUAAAGUCACCUUUAACGAAAUAUGAAUAUGUUUAUGCGUUACCUAUGCUGACUAUUAUAGAAGACAGAGGAACGGGUGUAGUGACUAGUGUCCCUUCUGAUGCUCCAGAUGACUAUGCAGCAUUAAGUGACUUGAAGAAAAACAGUAAUUUAAGGAAGAGAUAUGGUAUUACAGAUGAAAUGGUUAUACCAUUUGAACCGAUCCCAAUAAUCGAUAUUCCGACAUACGGAAACCUGGCUGCGGUACUCAUGUGUGAAAGAUUCAAAAUAGAAUCUCAGUACGAAAAGGAGAAAUUGGAGGAAGCGAAAAAGGAAGUUUAUCUAAAGGGCUUUUAUGACGGGGUCAUGUUAGUAGGUGAUUACGCAGGCCAGAAGACAGCUGAUGUUAAAAAAAAGAUUCGUGAUGAUAUGAUUGCUCGUAAUGAAGCUGAUAAAUAUGUUGAGCCGGAACGAAAAGUAAUAUCACGUUCGGGUGACGAAUGCGUAGUUGCUUUAUGUGAUCAGUGGUAUCUCAAUUAUGGGGACAAAGAAUGGAAAGAAGAAACUAAACAAGCGUUGUCAAAGUUAAAUACUUAUUCAGAUGAGGUGAGACGAAACCUAGAGGCGACAAUUGAUUGGCUCCAUGAAUAUGCUUGCUCUCGUUCAUACGGUUUGGGUACAAAAUUGCCGUGGGAUCGACAGUAUUUGAUUGAGUCACUUUCUGACUCCACCAUCUAUAACGCUUAUUAUACAGUCGCGCAUCUUCUGCAAAGUGAUAUUGAAGGUCAGAAAGCUGGUCCCCUUGGAGUCAGGCUUUGUACAAUUUUGAUGAAGAAACUUGCCAAAUUACGAAAGGAGUUUUUGUACUGGUACCCAGUUGAUAUGCGGGCAUCAGGUAAAGACUUGAUUCAGAAUCAUCUUACCUUUUACCUGUUUAAUCAUGUUGCAAUUUGGAAGGGUCUUCCGCAGUUUUGGCCUGCAGGCAUUCGCGCCAAUGGUCACCUGCUGCUUAAUAAUGAAAAGAUGUCUAAACACACUGGGAACUUCAUGACGUUAUUCGAAGCUGUUAAGACAUUUUCUGCUGACGGGAUGCGCCUAUCCUUAGCUGACGCUGGGGACUUUGUGGAAGACGCUAAUUUCGUUUACAGUAUGGCAGACGCUGGGGUUUUAAGGCUUCACAAUCUGAUUGCUUGGGUGCAAGAAAUGGUGUUACUUCGUCAACAAAAUGGAUUUAGAUUAGACUCAAAGAGUUCCUUUGCCGACCGCGUUUUCGAAAAUGCUAUGAAUAAAGCAAUUUCAGUCACAGCAUCAAAUUACAAGCAGACUUUUUUCAAGGAAGCUUUAAGGACGGGGUUUUUUGAAUAUCAGUAUCGUGAGUUGUGCGGCGGUGACAGUGGCAUGCGUGCUGACCUCGUUUUUCGUUGGAUUGAAACUCAGGCGCUUAUUUUGUCUCCAAUAUGUCCUCACGUUUGCGAAAAGAUAUGGAAUAUCCUUGGAAAGGUCUCUAUUAUUUUUAGCUGUUGCUGUUGUUCUUAUGCUUCAGUUUUAUUCAUUUAUUAUAUUUUCCGUAGCUCGUCAGUCAUGGAAUUUCGGACAAGGCUCAAAAAUCACUUUGUUGCAAAGAAAAAGGCGACAACUGUUCAUGCUGGUCCCCCGACAGAAGCUAUCAUUUACAUCGCUCGUGAGUAUCCUAGCUGGCAAAGGGAAGUACUUGGCGCUUUAGAUGAGAUAUGUAAAAAGAACAAUGGUGCUCUACCUGACAAUAAGGAGAUUUUUUCCUCGUUAAUAGCAAAAGACUCACUCAAAAAGGUUCUGAAAAAAGUGAUGCCAUUUGUGCAGAUGGUCAAAGACAACUUUGCUGUAAUAGGCGUGAAAGCUUUUGAAGUUGGUUCGCCGUUUGACCAAGCUGCUGUGCUAUACGAGAAUAUGGACUACAUUUUGUCAACAUUGGAACUGGAAAAAGUGACCGUCAGAGAUGUAACUGAGCCGGGAGUAGAAAAAAAUUUAGUGGAAAUGACAUAUCCAGGUCGACCAGUAAUAAUGUACAUGAGUCAAAGGAGUGGUGUCGAUAUCACAUUUCGUAAUGUCGAUGUUUCCUCUGGUCUAUUUUCGUUGAAGUUUAAUGUAUUGGAUGGGGAUACAGUAACGACUUUGGAGAGACGGAUAAGACGUUUAAAUAGAAGCAUCAAGCGUGAGUACAAAGUCUGCUGA